Molecule: messenger RNA, 2742 nt
Organism: Salvia hispanica
Lineage: Eukaryota; Viridiplantae; Streptophyta; Magnoliopsida; Lamiales; Lamiaceae
Product: phospholipase D alpha 1-like
Biological process (GO): phospholipid catabolic process; phosphatidylcholine metabolic process
Cellular component (GO): plasma membrane
Molecular function (GO): D-type glycerophospholipase activity; calcium ion binding
Source: RefSeq, a predicted model, not a curated record
UGUUGAACUUAAUACCUCUUUCCUCUUUCCUCUUUCCCCUUUCACACACAAUCUCUCUCUCUCUAAAUAAUUGAAUUAAUUGUGUACUGGGUUCCUCGUUUCCUGCGUCCUUAUCUUCAAUAUAAACCACAUGCGAAAUCUCCAAGCUUGAGAAGAAACACAAAUUAACUAAGAAGAAGAGAAGAGAAGAGAAGAGAGAUGGCGCAGAUGCUACUCCAUGGAGAUCUUCACGCCACUGUUUAUGAGGUCGACAAAUUGCACAUUGGUGCCGUCGGCUUGUUUUUCCGUAAGGCAGUAGAAGGCGUGGAGAACGUGCUGGGGUUCGGCGAUACCUCCUCGAAGAUGUACGCGACCAUCGACCUCGAACGAGCCCGCGUCGGCCGAACCCGUAAGCUCGACCAAACUGCAAACCCCAGAUGGUACGAGUCCUUCCACAUCUACUGCGCCCACAUGGCCUCCGAGGUCGUCGUCAGCGUCAAGCUCAGCAAGCCCGUUGGCGCCGAGCUCAUCGGCCGCGCCUACUUACCCGUCUCCGACCUCCUCAAAGGCGACGAGAUCGACACCUGGCUCGAGAUCCUCGACACCAACCGCAAGCCCAUCGAUGGCAAUUCCAAGAUCCACGUCAAGCUCCACUACUUUGACGUCAGCCGCGAGCGCUUCUACGCUCGCGGCCUCAAGACCCCCAACUUCCCGGGGGUGCCUUACACUUUCUUCCCGCAGAGGAAGGAGUGUAAGGUCACGCUGUACCAGGACGCCCACGUCCCCGAUGAAUUCAUCCCCCGGAUACCCCUCUCCGGGGGCAAAUUCUACGAGCCUCACCGCUGCUGGGAGGACAUCUUCGACGCCAUAAACGACGCCAAGCACUUCAUAUACAUCACGGGGUGGUCUGUUUACACGGAGAUCACUCUUGUGAGGGACACGCGGCGCCCCAAGGCUGGCGGGGACGCCACCCUUGGGGAGCUCCUUCUCAGGAAGGCCAACGAGGGCGUCCGCGUCCUCAUGCUGGUGUGGGACGACCGGACCUCCGUUGGCUUCCUGAAGACGGACGGAUUGAUGGUCACGCACGACGAGGAGACGUUCAACUACUUCAACGGGACUGAGGUGCACUGCGUGCUCUGCGGGCGCAACCCGGACGAUGGGGCGACCUUGGUGCAGAACAUCGCCAUCGGGACGAUGUUCACGCACCAUCAGAAGUCGGUGGUGGUGGACGCCGCCAUGCCUGGCAGCGGUGACCAGAUGAGGAGGAUCGUGAGCUUCGUGGGCGGGAUCGAUCUCUGCGAUGGGCGUUACGACACGCAGUUUCACCCGCUUUUCCGGACGCUGGCCACCUCCCACCACGACGAUUUCCAUCAGGGGAACAUCGAGGGCGCCACCAUCACGAAAGGCGGGCCGAGGGAGCCGUGGCACGACAUACAUUGCAAGCUGGAAGGCCCCGCCGCGUGGGAUGUCCUGUUUAAUUUCGAGCAGAGGUGGAGGAAACAGGGAGAGAAGGACUUGCUCCUCGAGAUGAAUGAGCUCCGGAGCAUCAUAAUCCCACCGUCUCCGGUGACAUUCCCUGAUGAUCCGGAGACGUGGAACGUGCAGGUCUUCCGUUCCAUUGACGGAGGAGCAGCCUUUGGCUUCCCGGACAAACCCGAGGAGGCGGCCAAGGUCGGCCUCGUGAGCGGGAAAGACAACAUCAUCGACCGGAGCAUACAGGACGCCUACAUCCACGCUAUUCGCAGGGCGAACAGGUUCCUCUACAUCGAGAAUCAGUACUUCCUAGGCAGCUCCUUCGCGUGGAACUCCAAGGACAUAAACGACGCGGAUAUUGAAGCACUGCACGUGAUCCCGAGGGAGAUCUCGCUCAAAAUCGCAUCGAAGAUCGAGAGAGGGGAGCCCUUCCGAGUCUACGUGGUUCUCCCUAUGUGGCCGGAGGGAUUCCCUGAAAGCCAGUCCGUUCAGGCGAUACUCGACUGGCAGAGGAGGACGAUGCAGAUGAUGUACACUGACAUCAUCGAAACCCUCCGGGCCAAAGGAAUCGUGGCCAACCCCAGGGACUACUUGACCUUCUUCUGCCUCGGCAACAGGGAGGUCAAGAAGCCCGGGGAGUACGAGCCUGCUGAAAAACCUGACCCCAACUCAGACUACGGCAGAGCUCAGGCGAACAGGAGGACCAUGAUCUACGUCCACUCCAAGAUGAUGAUCGUGGACGACGAGUACAUCAUCGUUGGAUCGGCCAACAUCAACGAGAGGUCGAUGGCGGGGUCGAGGGACUCGGAGAUCGCGAUGGGGGCGUACCAGCCUUACCAUCUGUCAGGGGAGCAGCCGGCGAGAGGGCAGGUGCAUGGCUUCCGGAUGGCGCUGUGGUACGAGCACAUGGGGAUGCUCGACAACUCGUUUAGCUAUCCGGAGAGUCUCGAGUGUAUUCAGAAAGUGAACGGGAUUGCGAGGCAGAAUUGGGAUGAAUACACGCGGGAGGGGUUGGAGAGGGACCUUCCGGCCCACCUGCUCAACUAUCCGGUCGAGGUGGCGGAGGACGGGACGGUAACGCAGCUGCCGGGGAUGGAGAAUUUUCCCGAUACCAAUGCUCGAGUUCUUGGCACCAAGGCUGCUUAUAUCCCUCCUAUUCUUACUACUUGAUUUAGCUUUAUUUGCGUGUCUUUAAUAAGAAAUCAUCCAUCUAUCUUCAACUAUAAUAAAUCAGUUGCGGUUGAUCUGUUGUAUGAACCUUGAUUGAUUAAUGCCAGUGUUUUGGGUGCA